GGCGCUAGGCGCCGCCCCUGGCCCGGCCGGGCCCGGAGCCAUGAGCCCUGGGCUGCUACUGCUCGGCAGCGCCGUCCUGCUCGCCUUCGGCCUCUGCUGCACCUUCGUGCAUCGCGCUCGCAGCCGCUAUGAGCACAUCCCCGGGCCGCCGCGGCCCAGUUUCCUUCUAGGACAUCUCCCCUACUUCUGGAAAAAGGACGAGGCUUGUGGCCGUGUGCUCCAAGAUCUGUUUUUGGAUUGGGCUAAGAAGUAUGGACCUGUUGUGCGAGUCAAUGUCUUUCACAAAACCUCGGUCAUCGUCACAAGCCCCGAAUCGGUCAAGAAGUUCCUGAUGUCGACGAAGUACAACAAGGAUUCUAAGAUGUACCGUGCAAUCCAGACCGUGUUUGGAGAGAGACUGUUUGGCCAGGGCUUGGUGUCCGAAUGUGACUAUGAGCGUUGGCACAAGCAGCGAAGAGUCAUGGACUUGGCCUUCAGCCGCAGCUCCUUGGUUAGCCUGAUGGAGACAUUCAAUGAGAAGGCCGAGCAGCUGGUGGAGAUUCUGGAGGCCAAGGCAGAUGGACAGACACCCGUGUCCAUGCAGGACAUGCUGACCUGCGCCACCAUCGACAUCCUGGCCAAGGCAGCUUUUGGGAUGGAGACCAGCAUGCUGCUGGGUGCCCAGAAGCCCCUAUCACAGGCAGUGAAGGUCAUGCUGGAGGGCAUCAGCGCAUCCCGCAACACCCUGGCAAAGUUCAUGCCAGGGAAGAGAAAGCAGCUGCGGGAGAUCCGAGAGAGCAUCCGCCUCCUGCGCCAGGUGGGGAAGGACUGGGUGCAGCGCCGCCGCGAGGCCCUGAAGAGGGGCGAGGACGUCCCGGCCGACAUCCUCACGCAGAUUCUCAAAGCUGAAGAGGGAGCCCAGGACGACCAGGUCCUGCUGGAUAACUUUGUUACGUUCUUCAUUGCGGGUCACGAGACCUCUGCCAACCACUUGGCCUUCACGGUGAUGGAGUUGUCUCGCCAGCCUGAGAUUGUGGCAAGACUACAGGCUGAGGUGGAUGAAGUUGUUGGCUCCAAGAGGCACCUGGACUUCGAGGACCUGGGGAGACUGCAAUACCUAUCCCAGGUCCUCAAAGAGUCACUGAGGCUGUACCCACCAGCAUGGGGCACCUUCCGCCUGCUGGAGGAGGAGACCUUGAUUGAUGGGGUCAGAGUCCCUGGCAACACUCCUCUCUUGCAGUUCAGCACUUACGUCAUGGGGCGAAUGGACACCUACUUUGAAGAUCCGCUGACUUUCAACCCUGACCGCUUCAGCCCAGGAGCACCGAAGCCGAGGUUCACCUAUUUCCCCUUCUCCUUGGGCCACCGCUCAUGCAUCGGGCAGCAGUUUGCUCAGAUGGAGGUGAAGGUAGUCAUGGCCAAACUGCUGCAGAGGAUCGAGUUCCGGCUAGUGCCUGGGCAGCGUUUUGGGCUACAGGAGCAGGCCACGCUCAAGCCACUGGACCCUGUGCUGUGCACCCUUCGGCCCCGGGGCUGGCAGCCUGCACCCCCACCCCCACCCUGCUGAGCAUUAGGCAGGAUCAGACUCCUUGGGCCAGGACCUCAUUGGCCCCCAUUGCUGCCCAUGGCCACCCACCUGUGUCUCUGCCCCAUCCUCUGCCACCUUCCAUGUGGGCCUGAGCCCUCACCUGCUUCACACCCUCAGCACUUCCUGUCACCUGCUGGCUUCUCAGUUCUUUCUGGUGGGCCCUGCCUGUCUCCCAGCCACCAAUACCACUAUCUGACCUUCUGCCCUGGCCACAUCCUCAGAAGAGACACCCUAACUCUUGCUCACUCCCUAAAAUCUUCAAGUGACACUUUCCCUAGGAAGCCCUCCUUGCCACCCACGGCUGGGCCAGGGUCCCUCCUCUGUGCUCCCUCGGUCACCUGUGCUACCUCUAACACACACUGACCACACUGUAUUGUGAAUGUCUGCUCAUGUGACCAGCUGCCCUGCCAGGCUGUGAGCUCCACAGGGCAAGGUCUACGUGUGCUUCGCCUCUGAGCCCCCUGUUGCUAACCAGGGUCUGGCACAGAGUUGAUGCCCAAUAAAUGUGUGUUGACUGCA
Messenger RNA from Nannospalax galili (Upper Galilee mountains blind mole rat), 2086 nucleotides. RefSeq names its product cholesterol 24-hydroxylase. The transcript is spliced from 15 exons. NCBI's taxonomy places the organism in Eukaryota, Metazoa, Chordata, Mammalia, Rodentia, Spalacidae. The record is from RefSeq and is a predicted model, not a curated record. Gene Ontology annotation, molecular function: cholesterol 24-hydroxylase activity; heme binding; iron ion binding. Bases 41 to 1546 code for a protein of 501 amino acids. Gene Ontology annotation, biological process: cholesterol catabolic process.